Molecule: messenger RNA, 2572 nt
Organism: Rubroshorea leprosula
Lineage: Eukaryota; Viridiplantae; Streptophyta; Magnoliopsida; Malvales; Dipterocarpaceae
Source: the annotation of a GenBank genome assembly
GGUUUAGACAACUCACAAGAACGCUAAAUCAUCUCAGAAGAACGCUAAAUCAUCUCAUCCAUCUCUUCCAUAGAGUAUGUAGGUGGGUUGAACUCCAAACAAGUCGGUCUCCCCAGUAGUGAAAUUAUUAACUGAUCCAUGGAUAUUUGACAUGCAAGUAGGCAGUAAUUCAAGUACUACUGCAAUUGUUCCUUUUCUUCUUAAAGAAGACAACUAUGAAGACUGGAGUAUAUACGUUGAAAACUAUCUAUUAGCCCAAGAUCUUUUGGGCAUUGUUGAAUCUGAGGAUUCUUGUUCGGAAGAUGUGGGCUAUUGGAGGAAAAAGAAAGCUGCCGCUCUACAUGCAAUUCAUAUUACAUCUUCACCAGAAAUUUUUGCACAAAUAAAGAAGAUCAGCUCGGCAAAGGACGCUUGGAAUAAAUUAGCCAAAAUGCACCAAGAGUGGAAAUCUAAGGCAAAGACGUUGAGGAUAUUAAAAGCAGUUGAUGAGAUGACUGAAAAUCCUCAUUAUGUAGAGUUGAAAAAAAGCAUUUGUAAAGGAGACUGGGAUGGUGUAAAGCAGUUUUUUGUUUUCCACAAGUAUCCACUAAAUACAAUAAUAGUAUCAUCAGACUACUGCUUCACUGCUCUUCAAUUUGCAAUCGAUGCCGGGCGAGAUAAGAUUGCCGAGGAAUUGCUAAAGAUGAUCUCGGAAAGAGAUCUGGAAAUAAUAAAGACCAACAGUGCCAGUGGUGGUCACACGUGUCUUUCUUCAGUUGCAUUUACAGGAAGAACACACGUAGCAAGAUGCAUAGUCCAAAAGAACCGCAACUUACUUAUAAUUGAAAGUGAUAAAGGCUUUAUCCCAGUAACUGGCGCAUGUUCUGUUGGCCAGAAGGAGAUGACAUACUACCUUUAUUCUGAAACCCCAGCCGAAGUCUUGGCACCACAAAAUGGCAAUCAUGGAUUCCGUCUCAUCCGCUCGGCUAUAGCUAACAAAAUGUUAGACAUUUGUUAUGAUCUACUUGGACGCUUCCCAAGCUUGGCUGUUGCUACAGACAAGGAAAUGCAGGGGGUGUCUCCUAUUCUUGCACUGUCCCGUCAACCUUCUGCAUUCCCCAGUGGAUGCAGGCUUCAGCUUUGGAAAAAACGGAUAUAUCAUGGGUUAAAGGUAAAGUUACCCACCACUUCUUCUGGUGAAGUACGAAUUCCAGUUCCUCAAGACCAAUACCUCAACAAAAAGAACGUAAGAAUACAAGUAUUUGAUCGACUUGGUGGAUUGAGCUUAACGCUCCUAAAUUUUUUCGGAAUCAAACAAAUAUAUGAUUUGAAAUUGACACAUCGCUAUGCCCUACUGAUUCUUCACCGUAUGUGUAACCAUGUAUCAACUUUAAAAGUCCAACAUCAUUUUGAUUGUGGAGUAGUCGAUGCAAUGUUUGAAGCUACCAAGCAGGGCAUAGUUGAAUUUGUCGUUGAGCUAUUGAAAGUCAGCCAACCACUCAUUUACUAUAACAGAGAUCGCAGACACGUUUUCAUGGUUGCAAUCCAAUAUCGUCAAGAAAAUAUUUUCAACCGUUUUUAUGGCAUUCAUGAGGAUUGGAAGGCCUUGCUUCUUGGUCAAGUAGAUAAUAAAGAGAACAAUACGUUACAUGUUGCAGGGGAGAUAGCUCCUGACUUUCAGCUUGCUCGAAUCUCCAGCCCAGCAUUGCAGAUGCAAAGAGAACUACAAUGGUUUAAGGAGGUGGAAAAAAUUGUUCCAGAAUGGUGCAAAGAACAUAAAAAUCAUAAUGGUGAAACCCCUUACGAAGUAUUUUCCAAGAGCCACAAGGAAUUAGUGAAAGAGGGGGGGCAAUGGAUGCGAAACACAGCAGAGUCCUUCAUUAUCGUCGGUACUCUCAUUGUUACAAUUAUGUUUGCAGUCGCUUUCACCGUACGAGGUGGCAGCGAUCAAAACACUGGAUUUCCGAUUUUUUUACUAAAAAGAUCAUUUAUGAUAUUUAUAAUAUCUGAUGCAAUUUCCUUCUUUGCUGCAUCAACUUCAGUCUUAAUGUUUUUGGGAAUCCUAACAUCGCGUUUUGCCCAGGAAGAUUUUCUUGUGUCCUUACCCAGGAAGUUGAUCAUUGGCCUCUCCACUCUUUUUAUUUCUAUUGCAGCAAUGAUGAUUAGCUUUUCUGCAGCUUUUUUGAUCAUGCUACAAGAUCGAUGGUCGGCAAUCAUUCCCAUAAUUUUGAUGGCUAGCAUUCCAGUUACACUUUUUGUAUGGUUGCAGUUUCCCCUCCUCCUUAAAAUUUUUGUUUCUACGUAUACUCCUGGUAUCUUUGACAAAAAAAUAAAGCCUUGGCUGUAGUGGAAAACAAGUUAGAUUGAUAUUUCCUUUUUUUCUUGUAACAUAAGUAAGUAGUUACCCCUCAAUGUUAAAAUUCCUUAGCUUGUUCUUUGUUAGGCUUGUUGGAACUCUCAAUUUCUCUGUUUUAUUUGGUUGUGCUAUUAGAUUUCUUGGUUUUUGUGAGACUUAAUCUGUGGUCUACGUCUAUGUUCCUUCCCUUUGUGUAAAACAGCAUUGGUGUUGUUCGAAUAUAUUUUCAGAUUUCUU